GGCAUAGUUUCAAACCGAUUUCCAACCCGGAAUAUCGGCCACCGAAACACUCUCCCUAAAUAAUUAAAAAAAGGCAAAUAGCAGAAAUAAAUCAGUGAUUUUUUUUUUCUGUUUCAGAGUUUGUUUAAUUGAUAAUUACUCGAAUUUUUUGGUGAGAAAUCACACAUUACUUCCCAAAGAGAAACAGAAAGAAAGAAAUGUCGUCUUCUACUAAUCCGUCGACGAUGUUUAAACCGGAGAUCGGACCUGACGGUCUUCCUCGAGAAGCUCCGGUCAUUGCCUACACAGAGAAGAUAAUCGAAGAAGAGCAACUUCAAUUAAGGAAAUAUAUUGAGGAAAAUUAUUCGAAGAUUCGUGAUGUAGAGCGAGAGCUAGGGAAUCUUACGUUGGAGAUGAAACUAACGGCUGGACCUAAGAAAGCAGCGCUUGAACAUCUGAGGAAGAAGAUAGAAAUGUCAACAGAAAGAAUUCGUGUUGCUAAGUUGAAGGAAGAAGAAGCACGGAAGGCCUUGGAAGCAGCAACAAAAGUUGUGAAGGAAGAGGAAGAAAUUAAGCAGAAGUUGUGCGAAGACUUAAAUCAGCUCGUUCAAGAAAGCAGUCACUCUCAGUUUUCUAGACUUGAAGAAUUAAAAAGACGUCUGGAAGCCUUAAACCCGAGUAGAGCAUCUAUGUCUUCUCCUCCUCAUGAUGCAAAACCAAUGGGACCUGCAUCAAACAGCCCCGCUCAAGAUGCCUCAAUUCCACUUUCAACAGCUCCUGAUGCUGGAGUCGCUGAAAGUGCACAUAACCAAGCAAAUGGAGGAAACGUCCAAGUCACAAAUGGGAAAAAUCAACAGCCUAAUGUUGAGGGAUUAGGAAGAGGAAAGAAAAAGGUCCAUUUCGAAGGAAGGGGAAGGGGAAUUGGGGCUGUUCCCAAGGGUAGAGGACCUGCCCAACCUGGCUGGACAGGGGCAGGAUUUGAUGUAGAUGGUAGAAGUUAGAAUCAAGAUUUCAAGUUCUCCUCCUACACGGAAACUGUGAGACAAGCACUUCUACUUUGCUCUACCGAGAAUAUUCUUUAUUCCAUAUAUGCUGGUUGAUUUUUCUCACUGUAUUUAUUAAAUUGGAUAUAGCUUGUUGAUAUAGAUAAUUAAAUCUGACUUUGUGAACUUCACAUUGCUACUUAACCCUUGCCAUCAAUUCAUCCUUCAAGGAAGUAUGGUUCAAGAAUA
Messenger RNA from Populus nigra (black poplar), 1211 nucleotides. RefSeq lists its product as uncharacterized. Bases 198 to 980 code for a protein of 260 amino acids. Lineage: Eukaryota; Viridiplantae; Streptophyta; Magnoliopsida; Malpighiales; Salicaceae. The transcript has 7 exons. The record is from RefSeq and is a predicted model, not a curated record.